Pomacea canaliculata is the source of this 5328-nucleotide messenger RNA. RefSeq names its product MAM and LDL-receptor class A domain-containing protein 1-like. The record is from RefSeq and is a predicted model, not a curated record. NCBI's taxonomy places the organism in Eukaryota, Metazoa, Mollusca, Gastropoda, Architaenioglossa, Ampullariidae. Gene Ontology annotation, cellular component: membrane. The transcript has 34 exons. The coding region runs from base 60 to 5183 and encodes 1707 amino acids.
GAACUGCACAGCAGUACACUGAAAGGGUAUUGUAAUUAUAGAGGUCCUCAACUCUUCCCAUGGAGGGAAGAAAUACUUUUUUAUUUUACCUGGCUUGUCUUGUUGCUCUUUCAGGAUCUCAGUCUCAAUAUGACUGCACCUUUGAGACUGGCUACUGUUCAUGGAUACAGGAUACCUCUAAUCACUGGAUUCGUACUCAAGGAACAAAUAGAAAUGGAACUUCACAACCCAUUACUGAUCAUACAUUAGGCAACAAAAGUGGUUGGUAUAUAGAAACAACUGUUCAAGGGACCAAUGGUACAGCACGCCUGAUAUCUCCACAAAUUUCAGCCAACUCUCCAUACUGUCUGCAGUUCUGGUAUUACAUGUAUGGUGCUCAUGUUAAUGCACUAUCCAUUUAUAUUUAUAGAGAUGAAAAUCUUGUUAUACCCCUAUGGACUAAAAGCCAGACACAAGGCAGCCAGUGGAACUAUGGGCAGGUGCAGCUUUCUUCUUUUUCCUACUCUGUCAACAUAGUAUUUGAGGCAGUCCGUGGGCCCUUCUUUAAGGGGGACAUUGGAAUAGAUGACAUCAGAGCUGUGGCAGGAAGCUGUCCUACCACAAAUGGCUUGGUGUGUGACUUUGAGGCUAGUUUAUGUGGAUGGAAUCAGACAACAGCAGAUGAUUUUGACUGGACCAUACGUACUGGUCAAACAUCUACUGUGAAUACUGGACCUUCUACUGAUCAUACCUUAGGUACCUCAUCAGGUCACUUUUUGUAUAUUGGGACCAGCACUCAACAGCAUAUUGGACAAAAGGCACUUCUUGUUAGCUCCUUGGUAACCCAGACCACCCCACAGUGCAUGUCAUUCUUCUACAUACUCAGCGGAGACAGUGUUGGUGCUUUGAAUAUCUACAUCAUGUCUGGUGCUGCCUUGACAAACAGUGAUGUUCCAGUGUGGUCAAAACGAGACAGUCAGGGUGGCACCUGGGUUCCAGGUCAAGCAACCAUUCAGAGACCUUCUUCUUACAGGGUUGUAUUUGAGGGAGUAGUUGGAGCAAGCAGUCUAGCAGACAUUGCUAUUGAUGACAUCAUCGUAAGGAAUGGUAGCUGCUCCUAUCAAGCUGACAACAACUUUGAACAUGGGUUGGGAAUAUGGACUAAUCCAAGUGUAGGAGAUAAUUUUGACUGGCUAUUAGGACAGGCAUCAAUGGGUGCAACUUUCUCUGGACCCAGCAGUGACCACACACUGGUCACUUCAGAAGGACACUACCUGUUUGUUGAUUUCUCCAACCCUGUGCAAGUUGGAGACAUUAGCUGGCUUCAGAGUCCUAUAAUGGAACCAAAUGUGGCCCUGUGUAUGUCCUUUUGGUAUAUCACAAGUUUUGAUGGCACAAAUCUCAUUAAAGUUCUGAAGCAUCCUGCAGUACCAACUAACAGUUCCUCAAUCAAAGUCUGGUCGAUCUUUGAUCUUCCUGCACCAAGUUGGACGUAUGGUCGCAUAGCCAUAUUCAGCAAUGUUCCAUUUUAUAUCAUAUUUGAAGUUUCAAGAGGUGAAAAUGAUUAUGGUGUCAUUGCUUUGGAUGAUAUCUCUUUCACAGAAUCGGUGUGCAUGGGUCAGCCUCAGUUUGCUGCACCUGAGUACAGUCUACCUCCUAUUCCCAAGCUGCCCACUACCACUCCAGUGCCAUCCCCAUAUGACUGUGACUUUGAACAAGGUUUGUGUCAGUGGAUUCAGGACACUUCAGAUGAUUUUGACUGGAUAUUGAGUGUUGGCACUUUGUCAUCUCAAAAUACAGCACCAUCAUUUGACCACACAUUUAAAAACUUGACAGGUCAUUUCCUUUAUAUUGAGACAUCACUACCACAUCGUGCUGAUACAGCUCGCUUGUUGUCACCUCAGGUGGAUGUCAAUCCAUCAGGAGCUUGUCUCCGAUUCUGGUAUAUAAUGUAUGGUCCGUCUGUCAAUAGUCUGAAUGUCUAUAUACACUCUGACAAUAGUACUGCAAAAGUGUGGACACGGACUGGCACACAAGAAAACCAGUGGACAUUUGGUGAAACCCUAAUUACAAGCUACUACCGCUGUCAGAUUAUUAUUGAAGCAACUCGUGGGACCACAUUUCUGGGUGACAUUGCAAUUGAUGACAUUAACUUUUCAAACAGACCAUGUACCUCUGCUGAUACAGUUCAUCUUUGUGACUUUGAAGACAAAGAGUUGUGUGGUUUUGCACAAGACAAAAAUGAUUCCUUCGACUGGACAUGGAAGACUGCUGGAACAGACUUCAUAGGACCCAGUGUUGAUCACACUGAGGGGACAGACACGGGUCACUAUAUGUGCAUCGUGUCCAGUGCUCCACAAUACCCAGGUCAACGUGCACGCUUGAUCAGUCCCAUAUUCCCACAGACCAUUGGUUCCUGCCUCACCUUCUACUAUUACAUGUGUGGCUUCAGGAAGGGGAUGCUAGUCGUUUAUCUAGCAGAAAUGGGACCAUUUACCCCAUACCAGGUUAUGUUCCAAAAGUCAGGGAAUCAGGGUUGCAACUGGUUGCUAGCAGAAGCCCAGGUUCAGACCACGAGCAGCUUCCAGAUUUACUUUGAUGGUAUUGUUGGUAGCAGCAAUCUCAGUGACCUGGCCAUUGAUGAUGUCAGCCUGAAGCCUGGGGUCUGUCAGGGAGAUGGUGGUUGUGACUUUGAAAAUGGAUUGUGCACAUGGACAAAUGCAAGAAAUAUUGACCAGCUUGAUUGGAUGAUUUCUGAAGGAGGAAAAAGCAACAAAUAUAUGAGGCCAAACAAGGAUCACACUUUCCUCAGUGGAGAGGGACACUAUCUUUUCAUUGAUCCAAGGAAAUUGCCUCUACCUGGGCUGACAGCCAUUCUGCAGAGUCAAACGUUUGAUGCAACUAACACAGGCUGCAUAUCCUUCUGGUAUGAUUUGACUGGUAGCAAAAGCAGCACGCUUUCCGUAGUCAUGUUUACAAUACCGAGCAACACCACAACCGUGCUAUGGUCUUUGUCUGGUGAUGACGCAAAUGGCUGGGUUUUUGCUUCUGCACCCAUAAACAGUAGGAACCAACACUAUCAGCUGUGGAUCCAAGGAUCCUUUGAUUCCAGUUAUUUUGGAAACUUUGCUGUUGAUGACAUUACCUUAAUGUCAAGCCCUUGUGCAGUGAUGCCACCAAUUGCUGGUUCAGCCACUCCAAGAACAGUAUUAACUCCCACUACAACCAGCAACACAGCUCCUGUUACAACUGCUGCUACAGUGUAUGACUGCACUUUUGAAAGUGACUUCUGUCAAUGGAAGCAGGCUGUUGAUGACACUUUUAACUGGACUCGCAGUCAGGGACCAUCCGGCACUCAGUCAGCUGGACCCAUCAAUGAUCACACUCUCAGAACUGGUCAAGGAUGGUUUGCUUUCAUUGCACCAUUACAAACUCAGAAGCAGAAUGACACAGCACGUUUAGUGAGUCCCCAGAUCACAGACAACGCUCACCGUUGUCUUUCCUUCUAUUACCACAUGUUUGGAGCCAGUGUUAAUCUGCUCAAUGUCUACAUGAAAUCAUCAGGACAAUCACACCUUGGAAAUCUCAUCUGGCGAAGACAAGGAACACAGGGACUUCAAUGGCUUCAUGCUAAAAUACAAAUCAAGCCUGUAGUGUCAUAUCAGAUCAUCUUUGAAAAUAUACUGGGGUCUAGAUAUUCUGGUGACAUUGCUGUUGAUGACAUCACCUUACCAACAGGAUUAUGUGAAGUCCUCUUUCCAGAGAGUACAACAACUGCUACUUGCGACUUUGAGUCCAGUUCAGACCCUCUCUGUGGCUUUAUUCAAGAUAGAACAGAUAACUUUGACUGGAAACAGAGCAAUGGUAGCUUAGGUACAACAGAAGCUGGACCCUUUGAAGAUCACACCUAUGGCUCACUUGCUGGACAUUUCAUUUACACUGAAAAGUACUUUCAGCAUCAUGAAAAGGACACUGCACGUCUGAUCAGUAGGAUGUACACAAACCCCAAUUCCAUCCAGCACUGCCUGAGAUUUUACUACCUCAUGCAAGGCAGCAACAUAGGCAUGCUUAAUGUCUACACCACAGCUCAGAAUCAGACACUUUCUGCUCCCAUCUGGACACUGUCCAUCAGUCAAGGUUACCAGUGGAAACAAGCUAAGGUGACCAUUACCAUCAUCAACAACUUCCAGGUGAUUUUUGAAGCAGUUGUGGGCUCCACUGUCUCAGGGUACAUAGCAAUUGAUGAUAUCACCAUCACUGCUGGAGCAUGCCAGGACGCAGCUUCUUGUGACUUUGAGGAAGACCUAUGUCUGUGGACUAAUGCUUACGAUGGUUCAGAUAAGUUUGACUGGUUGCGAGUACAAGGCAGCUCCAGCACCCAGUACGUUACUCCCAGUGCAGACCACACCAGCGGUAAUAGCAGUGGUUAUUUUAUCUUCAUCGAGACUGAUCCUCCUCGUCUACAUGGAGAUAAUGCUCGGCUUGUAUCACAAGUGUUUCCAGCUUCACCUGACAGUGCAUUCUGCAUCUCAUUCUGGUUCUAUAUGUAUGGGCAUUAUGCUGGCAUCCUGACAGUUCUUGUUGUCGGUAACAUCUCCCAUGAUACCAUUACUACAGAAGCAGCUCUCUGGCAGCUAGCAGGGGACAGGGGUGAGUGGUGGUAUCACGGAGUGGUUAGUGUCUCCACAGACUACACCCAGAAACCCUUUCAGGUUAUAUUUGAAGGUGUCAUUGGAAAAGGUUUUGGCGGUAACAUUGCUGUUGAUGAUAUCUCAAUAUAUCCUGGGGAUUGUGAUAACCAGCCAGAUGAUUCAGAUUCAGCUUUGAGUGAUCUUUACUGUAACUUUGAUGAAGGAGACACAUGUGCAUGGAAGCAGAGCACAAAAGAUGACUUUGACUGGUCAAUAGAAAGUCAUUCCACCCCAGCAGCAGAUACUGGACCAUCCAAGGACCACACUGGCUCUGGUGGCUAUUACGUUUAUCUUGAAUCUUCUUGGCCCCGAAAGAUUGGUGACAAAGCAGAUCUCAUUUCAUCGAUCAUGUCACCUACUGAAGAGUUAGGUAGUAGCUGCUUUACAUUCUGGUAUCAUAUGUAUGGGCCCGUAUCGGGACCCUUGCUGUUUACACAAUCAUCCAAAACAGACUAUCCUUGCGAUGGACUCGCUCUGGCACACAGGGAGAUCAAUGGAAACUUGUCCAGCUGACAAUUAUUAGUGAUUAUGACUAUCAGAUAAUUUUCAGAGGAAUUGUGGAUGGCUCACAAGGAGACAUUGCUUUUGACGACCUUUCAUUUGAUGGUAAUGCUCCUGUCCAGCAUCAGAUGGAAAGGUGUGUGACUUUGAAACCGAC